AUGAAGUCGGUUACAUUCAUCAUAAUUUUGGUAACCUUUGUCCAAACUUGGACGUCUGUCCGAGGUGAGUGCGGUCUUACGAGUGCAGCCAAUGUAUCCUGUCCUCUCGACACAUACUACGUCUUUGAAGGUGAUGAAAUCAAUGUGACCAUAUCGGUCGUAGCCGUCACAACUAGAGGUAUCAUCACCUUCGAUACCGAGAAUCAAGCCAACUUUGAACUGGUGGUUGAUGAAUCCUUCCCGGUGACCACCGAAGAUGACUUCCCUACAAACCUGACUGUGACGCUCCAUGCCAAACUGAUAUCCAUCAGCAAGCUUCAGGUCAAGUUCAUAGCAGAUACCUCUGAAGAUGUCCUCAUGGUGGGUUCUCAAACCAUUGCGGUCAAGCGUAUCCCAUCCAUCCUGCAGACCAUCUACAUAUACGUGUUGAUGGUAUGGAUUGUCUUGAGCUAUCUGUCCAUGGGAGGUACCAUGGACAUGCAGGUCAUCUGGGCGAGGGUAAGGAGACCAUGGGGUGUGCUCAUCGGUAUCUUCUGCCAGUUCAUCAUUAUGCCUGCCUUGACAUUUUACAUCGCUAAGGUGGCUGCAGCUGACGAUCCAACUACGGCUCUCGGCAUCGUCAUUAUCGGCACCUGCCCCGGUGGCUGGCUCAGCAACGUAUUCAGUGUCCUUCUCGAUGUCGACUUCGUCCUAAGCUUGACGAUGACGUUCUUUUCAUCCAUCAUCGCCCUGGGAAUGAUGCCUCUCAAUCUGUUCAUCUACGCCACACCUUUCGCCGAAGACAACGCCAGAUUGGAAACACCGUACGGUGAGAUGGCUCAGCAGCUAGCACUGCUCGUCGUUCCGUGCUUCAUCGGCAUAGGAUUGUCACAUAAAUUCCCCAAGUUCAAAACAUUCUGCAGUAAAAUUAUGAAGCCUGUUGGUACACUGCUGAUCAUCAUUGGUAUUUCACUAGCUGUCCCAGCCGAUCUCUAUGCCUUCACUACUGCAUCGGUUAAGAUUUGGGCAGUAUCUCUCAUCACACCGGCAUUUGGAGCGUUCUUCGGCCUGUCCUUCGCCCGUAUCUUCGCUCGGGACAUUCGUACCUCCAUCACCAUCGCCUUGGAGACCGGAAUCCAGAACGCUCUCCUUGGUCGUACCAUCAUCGGUCUCUUCUAUCCUCAACCCGAAGCCGAUCUCAUCGCCCGUGUCAUGCUCGUCAACGUGCUCGUCACCCUCAUCGAAGGCAUCGUCGCCGUGAUCAUCUACUCAGUCAUACGUUACCUGCUGUGUAAGUCACGCUGUGAUGAUGUCCUAGGAGGAGGAGGCGAGGUAGAAGAUGAUGAAGAGAAGAUAAUCCAGGAUGGGGCUUCUAAACCAUCUGCUGUGUACUCUGUGAAUGGUAACAUGAAGGAGACGAGAUAUUCGCAGGCAGGGGACGGGGCCAUUGAUAACCCAUGUGUUGAGAUAACACCUUAA
This is a messenger RNA of Strongylocentrotus purpuratus (purple sea urchin), 1458 nucleotides long. RefSeq names its product ileal sodium/bile acid cotransporter-like. Gene Ontology annotation, cellular component: membrane. The transcript has 4 exons. The record is from RefSeq and is a predicted model, not a curated record. NCBI's taxonomy places the organism in Eukaryota, Metazoa, Echinodermata, Echinoidea, Camarodonta, Strongylocentrotidae. Bases 1 to 1458 code for a protein of 485 amino acids.